CCGAGAAAUCCAAGAUGGCGGCCACAGAGACGGAAGACGUUCCAGCCAUCCCCAAGUUUUUAAUGGACUGUUCAGCGAAGGAUGUCGCCUUGCCAACCAACUCUCAUGCAAAGUGGCUUUGGCAUAACUGGCGCACAGCACCAUAACUUCGAUCACCGGGCAAGGAGACAGGUCCCAAAUCCACACCAGAAGGUGGAAACCAGCAUGCAUGAGCAUUGCCAAAGUAUAUAUACUGUACAAAUGAUUUGGAACCAAUGAGUUAACAGCCAUAUGACUAAUUAAGAACUGGCUUCAAGCAACAGAUUUGAACAAAGAUAUGUACCAGCAUCUUGCCUAUUACGUACCAAAGAUUUACUGUCGAGGCUCUAACCCGAAUCCACUUCAUGAAGAAAUGUUGGCGCAGCAUCUUCUGUUGGGGCCAAUGGAAUGGUACCUGUGUGGAGAGGAUCCAGCUGUGGGAAUAAGAAAACUUGAAAAGGCAAAUAAAUCUUCUCAGCUGUGUGGGCGUGUUUUCAAAAUUGGAGAGCCAACCUAUUCAUGCAGAGAUUGUGCAGUAGAUCCAACCUGCGUGCUAUGCAUGGAAUGCUUCUUAGCAAGUAUGCACAGAGCACAUCGGUACAGGAUGACUACUUCAGGUGGAGGGGGUUUCUGUGACUGUGGAGACACUGAAGCUUGGAAACAAGGCCCGUAUUGUCUGAAACAUAAACCUACUGUCUUAGGCGCUAUGGAGGAGGAUCCAUUGGUACAUUUAUCGGAAGACAUGAUUGGACGUGCCUACGAGAUUUUUGCAAUUGCAUUCAAAUAUGCUGUAGAUAUGUUAACGUGGGUGGAAGAAGAUAGACUACCUGCUGGUUUAGAGCCUUUGGAAAAAGAAGAUACCUACUAUUGUAUGUUAUUUAAUGAUGAAGUCCAUACUUAUGAGCAAGUGAUCUACACCCUGCAGAAGGCUGUGAACUGCACACAGAAGGAAGCUGUCAGCUUUGCGACCACUGUGGAUAGAGAUGGUCGUAGAUCAGUUCGCUAUGGUGAUUUCCAGUUUUGUGAGCAAGCAAAAACAGUUAUCGUGAGGAAUACAAGUCGACAGACAAAGCCACUGAAGGUGCAAGUAAUGCAUUCAUCUGUUGUUGCACAUCAGAACUUUGCCAUAAAAGUAUUAAUUUGGCUGAGUCAGGUGAUUGGUUACUCAGGUGGAUUAAGGCGAAUAUUGUGUGAAGUAGGAUUGCAACAAAGAUCAGAUGAAGAUAGUUCGUCCCUCGUUGACAGAUUGAUGCUCUGUGACUCCAAACUUUGGAAAGGAGCCAGGAAUAUCUACCAUCAAUUGUUUAUGAGCAGCCUUCUUAUGGAUCUGAAAAGCAAAAAGCUAUUUGCUGUUCGAUUUGCAAAAAAUUAUCCGCAGUUGCAGAGAGAUUUUAUGGAGGACGAUCACGAGCGGAUAGUAUCAGUGACCGCUCUAUCUGUCCAGCUCUUCACUGUUCCAACUUUGGCUCGCAUGCUGAUAACUGAUGAAAACCUUAUGACGACCAUAAUACAAACAUUCAUGGAGCUUCUAAUGAGACAGCGGGAUUCUCAUGGCAGGUUUCAGUUUGAAAGGUAUACAGCUGUUCAAACCUUGAAAUUCAGGAGGGUGCAAAGUUUCAUUGGUGAUCUGAAAUAUGUGUUGGUUAGCAAACCCACAGAGUGGACAGAUAAACUAAGGGAAAAAUUUCUGGAAGGUUUUGGGGUUUUCUUGGAGUUGUUAAAGCGCAUGCAGGGAAUGGAUCCAGUAACAAGACAAGUCGGUCAACACAUAGAAAUGGAACCAGAGUGGGAGGCAGCAUUUUCGUUACAGAUGAAGCUCACGCAUAUAAUUUCUAUGAUCCAAGAAUGGUGUGCCUCUGAUGAAAGGGUUCUAAUUGAAGCCUACAGGAAGUGUUUGAUUGUUUUAUUACAAUGUCAUAAUGGACCAUGUGAUGGUGAACAACCUAUCACCUUGAGUAUGUGCGGACAUACAUUGGAAAGUGUACAGUAUCGUGUUUCCCAGCAUCAAGUCAGCAUCCAUUUGCCAGUUUCACGUUUGUUUUCAGGCCUGCAUGUGCUUUUAAGCAAAACUGAAGUGGCUUACAAGUUUCCAGAGCUAUUGCCUCUUAGUGAACUUAGCCCACCAUUGUUAAUAGAGCAUCCACUUCACUGCAUGGUCCUGUGUGCGCAAGUACAUGCCGGAAUGUGGCGGAGAAAUGGUUUCUCCCUAGUUAAUCAGGUCUAUUAUUAUCACAAUGUGAAAUGCAGAGUGGAAAUGUAUGAUAAAGACCUAAUAAUGCUCCAGGCUGGUGCAUCUAUGAUGGAUCCAAACCACUUUCUAAUGAUUAUGCUUUGUCGAUUUGAGUUAUACCAUAUAUUUAACAGUCCUGACUAUGGCAAAAGAUUUAAUUCUGAACACACCAACAAGGAUGCUCUACAACAAAACAAUACUUUGAUAGAAGAAAUGCUUCACUUGAUCAUGAUGGUGGUUGGAGAGAGAUAUACUGCUGGAGUGGGUCAGGUGUCUGCUGAGGAUGAGCUGAAACGUGAAAUUAUUCAUCAGCUAUGUAUAAGGCCAAUGGCACACAGUGAACUAGUUAAAGCGUUGCCUGAAGAUGAGAAUAAAGAGACUGGAAUGGAAAAGGUUAUUGAAUCUGUAGCCUCAUUCAAGAAGCCAGGAUUAACAGGAAGAGGGCUUUAUGAGCUAAAACCUGAAUGCGCCAAGGAAUUUAAUGUUUUCUUCUACCAUUAUUCUAGGGCCGACCAAUCCAAGGCUGAAGAAGCCCAAAGAAAGUUGAGGAAGCAAAAUGGAGAAGACAUGGCUCUUCCACCUCCUGUCCUUCCGCAUUUUUGUCCCCUGUUUGCCAGUCUGGUAAACAUCCUUCAGUCAGAUGUUUUUGUGUAUAUCUUGAGAACAGUGCUACAAUGGAUUGUGGAACCAAAUGGACAUGCUUGGACUGAAAGUAUGUUGCAAAGGGUUUUGCACUUGAUUGGAAUGGCUUUAAAUGAAGAGAAACAACAAAUGGAAAGUGCAAGUGCAGACAGUGAUGUGACCUUUAACUUCACCUCAAAAUUUUCAUGUCCUGGGGAGGCUCCUGAAAACACACCUAGCAUUUUGGCAAUGCUAGAAAACUUGCAGAAUUCUCCUCAUUUGGAGGUUUAUAAGGACAUGAUCAAAUGGAUACUUAAGCUGUUUGGAAUUGUUAAAAAGAUGAGAGAACGAAGCAAUUCGGCCCCUAUUGUAGAAACAGAAGGGCAUGGCAUAGAAGAGUGUUCACGAGAUAAAGAUAAAGCAGAUAGGAAGCGGAAAGCUGAAAUUGCCCGGCUGCGAAGAGAGAAGAUAUUGGCCCAGAUGUCAGAAAUGCAGAGACAUUUUAUAGAUGAAAAUAGAGAGUUAUUUCAACAGACUUUAGAAGAACUAGAAGCUUCAUCUUCGACAGUCACUGACAACAGCCCAAUAGUUCCUGAUGCAGCAUUGAUUGCUUUAGGUCCCAGACAAACCAGAGUUUUUGAAGAGAAGCAAGUUGUUACGUGCAUUUUGUGCCAAGAGGAGCAGGAGAUUAGAAUGAACAACAAAGCAAUGGUUUUGGCCUCCUUUGUUCAGAGGUCAACAGUUUUGUCCAAGAACAGAACAAGGACCUUCCAGGAUCCCGAAAACCAUGACCCAUUGUUCAUGCCGCCUGAUUUGGCCUGUGGCACCCAUAUAGGUAGCUGUGGACACAUCAUGCACGCCCACUGUUGGCAGAGUUACUUUGAUGCAGUUCAAGCCAAGGAGCAGCGGAGACAGCAGCGAUUAAGAGUGCACACAAGCUAUGAUGUGGAGAAUGGAGAAUUUCUUUGUCCACUGUGUGAAUGUUUGAGCAACACUGUUAUUCCGUUACUCCCUUCUCCUAGAAACCCAUUGAUCAGUGACAGUUCAAAAAACAAUGCAGGUGUUCCUGUUUUAUCGAGUUGGCUGAAACGUACUUUGCAACAGGUGAAGGUCCUGAAGAAAAUCCAAGAAAAACACACAGAUAAUCUCUCCAACACCCACCUAGAAGGAAUGGAGGUCUCUGAGGGAUUUCAACCUGAUGUAAAGCCAAAGAAUCCUUUCUCGGAAAGCAUCAAGGGAAUGCUUACAACCUUGGCAACAGCAGCAUACAAAGUGGGUCUCAAGGUUCAUCCCAAUGAACAGGACCCACGAGUGCCUAUGAUGUGUCGGGGCAGCUGUGCAUACACAGUACAAGCAAUAGAGAGUUUCCUAGCAGAUGAAGAAAAGCCCUUGUUUGGUCAUCUACCAUGUAGGCAGGAUGACUGUCUGAAGGCAUUAACUCGAUUUGCCGCAUCACAAUGGACUGUGAGUUCUUUGUCUGUGGUCCAGAAACAAUAUGCUCGACUGUUAUCAGUUCUGAUACCUGUUGAUGAUAAGACUCAGAUUUCUCCAUCCAUUCUUGAUGUAGAUAUGUUCCAUUUAUUGGUGAGCCUCGUGCUUUCUUACCCAGCUCUGCACUGCCAAGAUUUCACAGGAGUUAGCUUAGCUGUUGGUCACCUUCAUCUCUUCCAUUUGGUUACGACAGCACACAUUGUACAGAUUUUACUGACAUCUUCAACAGAGGAAAAUACUAUGGACCAGGAGAAUGCUGAUGGAGAUGAAGAGGCUGCUGCCUUAACGUUGUACGACAAACUCAGGCAAUAUUCAGGAAGUGCCUUGAAUUCAAUGACCUCAGGUUGGCACCUGUGGCAAUAUAUCAAGACUGGUAUAAUACCCUAUCUACGAUGUUCUGCCUUGUUCUUUCAUUAUCUCAAUAAUGUUCCAGCCCCAGUUGAACUGCAAGAGAAUGGACCACACCACUUUGAACUGUUAUGCCGCUAUCUUUCUCUCCCAACAAAUCUAAUGAGUCUUUUCAAAACUGAGAGCGAUACAAUUGAGCCAUUGAUACAAAGAUGGUGUGGUGUUGCUGAAGUGCAGAGCUUUGUGAAAGGAGAGAGAACGGCGAUUAGCUAUCCUAGAGAGCCAAACAAGUUAAUUGAACUUCCUGAUGAUUACAGUUGCCUCAUAAACCGAGCAUCUUGUUUUACAUGUCCAAAAUCAGGUGGGGAUAAAAGUCGGGCACCAACACUCUGCUUGGUCUGUGGGGGAAUGUUGUGUUCUCAGAGCUACUGCUGUCAAACAGAACUGGAAGGAGAAGAUGUUGGGGCCUGUACUGCUCAUACCUACACUUGUGGUUGUGGAGUUGGAAUUUUUUUGCGAGUUCGAGAGAGCCAGAUUUUGUUCCUGGCUGGAAAGACAAAAGGGUGCUUUUAUCCACCGCCUUACCUUGAUGAUUACGGAGAGACAGAUCAGGGACUGAGACGAGGGAAUCCUCUUCAUCUCUGCAAAGAGCGGUACAGGAAGCUGCAGAAACUGUGGCAGCAACAUAGCAUCACUGAGGAGAUUGGCCAUGCACAAGAAGCAAAUCAGACGCUAGUUGGCUUUGACUGGCAGCACUUGUGAUUAAUUUCUAAUAGAACUGUAGGCACUCGGCACAUCCUGAAGCAAAAAAAAGUCCUCUUGCAGGAAGUCAGAGGAUCAGGUUUAAUGAAGUACACCUCAGGCCACCCAUUUUGAAACACUUACUUCAGAAUUACAGUGAUUUUAAAAACGAUUACAUAACUGUUCACCUGUCAUUAUGGAAAUGUGGAUUGCAUGUGAAGUGCGUAUUUUAAAGAGAUGUCAUUCACUUUAUUUGCACUUGAAAUUUCCUCCACAAAGGUGGAACAUUUUGGGAUAAUAAAGCCCACAUCUUCAAAGCCGCUGUUUUUUAAUCAUCAUUAUUUAUCAGGUGUUGGAGUAAUACAAUAUGGACAUCCAAAGUGUGUUUUUGUGCUCUAUAGUUAGUGAUGUCUAAUGAACAAUUUCAGAUCAAAUGUGGACAAGAUUGCUGGCCUUCAGUUGGAAGUUUUUUUUGCUUUCCCUCUCUUUGUCUUGAUUCCGUGGUAGCUUAUUCACUUUACACCGAUUUGUGAAUGUGCUUUCUUAAGGUGUGCAUCUGGUUUCAGUCAACUAAUCAAACUUUGAAUAUUGUGGUCACAAGAAAAGAAGAAUUUUUGUCAGCUAAAAAAGCAGUUUGCCACUGUUCUUCUUGUCUUAAAGAUCUUACUAUUUGUGCGGUAUCAAAAAUAUAUUGUAAAAUGUGUUUAAAGGAUAUAUAAAGCUAUUUUAUAAUGUGCAGUUUACUAUGAAUUUAUUUUUUAAAGAAGUCAUAUGCAAGCAGUGGCUGUAAUCAGGGCAGUUAACUCAGUGAUUUUGUUUUAAAUUGCUAGAAUUAACUCGAGGUUUCUUCAAAUAUACUUUUAGUAGGAAUGAUGGGUAAGCAAAGAGGAAGUGCUCCAAGUUUUAAUUUUCUUGUCUUUGCUUAUCUGGAGCAAUCCUUUAUCAAAUGUUCACUUCAGACUUGCUUGUUAACAUGUACCUUGCAAAACUCAACGAUUCUGUUUCUGUUUGGCUGGAGUUGUUCAUGGAUUGUUUCAAGCACAUAUUAUUCAGGCAAUAUAGUGCUUUGUAGAAGCCAGUAAAGAAGCAUCAGAAACAAAAUGAAGUAAAUAUGAUUAAUUAUAUAUUUUAAGUAAGAUAGUCUGCACAGCAUCAUGGAGCAUUUUGCUCCAUAAUUAUCAAACUUCAUGAAACACUUGUUUUGUUGAGGAUGUGGUAAAACAAGCUAAUCAAUUCUGUUAAUACUUCAAAAACUGCGUUUAGUCUUCAUAAAACGUGGUCAAAUAUGGGUAUGAUUCAGUUCUUGUUUAUGUUGUGAAUGCCAAAGUGUUUGUAAGCAUACUAAUUUCUAUUGAUUUAAAAUUAAUUUUACGUAUGAACAUGAGCAACAUAGUUUGUGACUACCUUUUGCUGUUGAUGUGGUCUUUCUGGUCCUAUUAACAGCUCCAGCAUACAGUUUAAAUGUGCAAACACAUCAUUUGACAUAUUCAGCUAAGUUGUUAACAGUUAAAAAUUGGAGUUGAAAAUGUGAGUAAAACCGGGACAAAGAUGAUCUUCAUGUGUGUUAUACUUUGAAUUUUCUGGGGGAGGUGAGGAAUCUGACAAAUGUCUUUCUAGUCCAGGGUGAAGCAGUAAGGCCAUUAUAUUGGAUUGCUUGUGCUGCAGUAUUUUUUUCUGGCAUUUUUCAUGAAUGUGAAGUGUUUCAUCCUCAGAUGGUCAGUUUAAACAAAGGGGAAAUAAUUAAUCCUGUUUCAUUUCAAAGGCAGCUGCUGAAGGUAUGAUGGAAAUCUUCAGCACAAAACUUAUGGCUAACUAGGAAUUAUCUUCAGUAAUGCUGUUUGUAGCCAUCCAAAUUUAAUUAAGGAAAAAAAUCAGUUCUGGACUUGUAACAUCAAGCAUAAUGUAAUAAUUGGAUUUUCCGUUGUGAAUAAAGUUUGAAGAAAAUAACAAAUUUUAUGGCUUUUUAGCUAACUUUGUUUAUAAAUUUGUCAGAACCUAGAAAAUUUAAUUCUGUGGCAAGUGUUUUUUUUAACUGUUUGGCAUUUGCAUUCAAUGCUGACACCUAAACUUUGUUACUAAAUACUGGGUCUAGUUCUUGACAAUUCUGUUUGUUUUGGAAGAUCAAUAUGUACAAGGAAAGCCAUUCAGUUUAUUCAUCCAGAGUGAUCCUACUGUUUGAAUGUCACAGCGACUGUAAUUUUUUUUAGAUCAAUUUCACACUUUGCAACCCUAACUAAUAAUCCAUUCAGUUAUGUCAGUUAAAUUGCUUUUUAUUACUUACCCUUAAAUCUAACUGUUGUGGUUUAGUUUAAAAUAGUGUCCUGUUGUUAUCCAUUCAAUACCAAUCAUCUUGUAUUCCCUUGCAGUUAACUUAUUUCAAUCCUACAAGGCCCAGUCUUUGCUAAUAACUCAGUCUGCUGAUUCAAGAACCACAUGUUUUUUUUUCUCGCCUUGUCCUCAGGCUUUGUGUCUCAAUGGUUGUAAAGGAAUGCAAGGAUGUCUUUUUUUGUUCAUUUUUUUUUUAAUGACCUCUGUUGCUGAGAAUAAGUGAAUCAACUUUUUUUUCCUCCAGUGAUUUCCAUUUUAACUAACACUGCACUUUCUUGUUUUCCAUUGAUCUUUGAAAGUAGCCAUUUUUAUUUUCCUUAACUUGAUGUGAAUUACUUAUCAAAGUUUUUAUGCAUAUAUUACUAAAUUUUAUGUAUACAAUGCUUGAAAUCCAGCAGUGUAUUCAAAUCUUAAACUAGAGUUUGAGAUACACCAUAUAAAUUUAACACAUCUUUUAUGUUUUUCUAAAUUUUGGUUCAAGCUUUUGCUGGGUCAUAAUGCUGUUUCAUUCUCUAGCACUAUAUCUGUUCUACUAACACUUAAACCUUAUUUUCUUCAACUAAAUACUACUUACAAUGUACUCUCGUGUUGGAAAAGAUUUUGAUGCUUCUUGAAACCCAUUGUUUCUUUGUGACUAUGUUAUUGAGAUCAAUGAAGGUUAAUAUUAUUUCCAUGCAAACAAUAGACCACCACAGAAUCUGUUUAACAGGCCUCAUACCACUGGCAUAUGAAAUAGAUUAACUACAUUUGUGUAAUGGUAAAAAUAGUGGAUAAAAUCUUGUGCAUUACUGCACCUUUGAAAAAUGGAAGAUCAUUUUUAGAGAUUUUCUAUUUUACACAGAGUCAAGACAGGAAGACUUUUUAAUGCUUGAAUAACCAUGAAAAUACACAGGUGCUGCAAUUUGGGUAUAACAUUAGCAUAUGUUUGGUCUUCCAGAUAAUUUCGUUUCCAUUCAACUUAAGUAUAGUUUGUUGUGAAAGUGACCCUGCUAUAAAUAUAGAUGAAAAUCUGACAAAGCUGCAAGAACUCUCUUUAGUUUGAAACUAAUGUAUGAAUUGUUGAAACGGAGAGCACACCCAUUUCUUUUCUUUUCCUUGUCCUAUUAUACUUUAAAUUAACCAUUUUCUCUUCUAUUGUGCAUUCUCCUCUCAUGAAACCAUUUAGCAUGUAUUUACCUUCACUGUAGAAAUGUUUAUAAAAUAGGAAUACUUUCAGUAUUUGAGAGAGUACUUGUAAUAAAUGGGCUGUUAAUAUAUGUUGAAUUAAUGUAUAAUUGGUACUAUGUACUAUAUGUAAAAAACGCUCAAUUCAAAAUAAAUGCUUUUGGUGUUGAAA
Messenger RNA from Stegostoma tigrinum, 9113 nucleotides. RefSeq names its product ubiquitin protein ligase E3 component n-recognin 2 (gene ubr2). NCBI's taxonomy places the organism in Eukaryota, Metazoa, Chordata, Chondrichthyes, Orectolobiformes, Stegostomatidae. Gene Ontology annotation, cellular component: ubiquitin ligase complex; cytoplasm. The transcript is spliced from 48 exons. Gene Ontology annotation, molecular function: zinc ion binding; ubiquitin protein ligase activity. The record is from RefSeq and is a predicted model, not a curated record. Gene Ontology annotation, biological process: ubiquitin-dependent protein catabolic process via the N-end rule pathway. The coding region runs from base 317 to 5470 and encodes 1717 amino acids.